UAUUAUUUCAUAUAUUAAUUAUUGAGAAUGACGAAAAUUAGAAAAACAAAAAAACUGUAUUAGUUUCAAAGAGCUUCAUACAAAGCACUAAAAAUAAUAAAGAUGGGCAAUGAAUCGCAAAUUGUCAAUAUUCUUAAUGAUAUUCUUAGAGUUGAAGCGAUAGAGGAAGCAUUUAGUUGUAUUAUUGUACAUAACACAAGCAAUGAAAAGGAAAAAAUUACAGGAUGGCAGUCACAAUUGACUACUGCGAUGAUGGGUUUAAGUACAGAACAGCAGGAAAAUGCUAUUCGCAAAUUUUUAUACACCUCGGCUGAAAUUACAAAUUAUAGGCGAAUGCAUCUUAUUCUCUCAUUACUAGAAAGUUUGGUUGCCACCAAUAUUUUACCUGCUAGAUUAGUAUGUGAAUGUAUACUUAAUUGUGAUAAGUUACAAUAUCAAAAUGAAGAGUUUUGGAUAAAAUGUUUUACACUUAUUCGCCAUAUUAUUGGUGGUGUAGAUUAUAAAGGAGUACGAGAAAUAAUGAAGGCUUGUAAAGAAAAAGCUCAUUCGUUACCUACACGAUUAGACGCAUCAGUUCAACCUCAAAUGAGAGCCUUGGAAUCUCUUAUUGAAUAUAUUUUUGACAGGAAUGCAUGUCUGUUACCAAGUUAUUUAAUUAUUAAUGAGCUUCAAAAAUUUUCAGAAAGCAAAAAUUGGCCCCACUGGCUAUCGAAAUUAAUAUCGAAUUUUAUAGACAGUUUUCGCAAUGUUGUCCAAAUGAUUUCAAUUAUUGGUCAUUCCAAGAUGCUGCCAGUAGUUGAACAUACAGGAUAUGGAGAUCAUUUAGUUAUUCCAUGGUUAUUAGACCGAAAUACUUUACAGUUUUCAUUAAAAGGAAACCUUCCAUAUGAUUCAGAUUUAUUGAAACCACAGACAGAUCUUUUAAGAUAUGUUUUAGAACAGCCAUAUAGUAGAGAUAUGGUUUGUUCGAUGUUAGGAUUACAGAAUAAGCAAAAUACUAGGUGUGCUGCUUUAGAAGAACAAUUAGUAGAUCUUGUAAUAAGGACAAUGGAAAAAUCAGAAAAUGAACCUACACCUUUGGAGGGUUCGGAUGGAGUUACUACAAAUCAUUGGCCAUGGCUGCAUCUUUCAUCGCAACUUAUCUGUUAUGUUCUUUCACAGUUUGCAAAUUUUCCCAGUUUUGUGAUGGCAAUACACGAUAAGCUUGCUGGUAGAGAAUGGAAAAAAUCCAGAGACCAUUUAAUGUGGGUAUUAUUGCAAUUUAUUUCUGGAAGCAUACAGCGCAAACCUAUUGGAACUUUUUUCCCAAUUUUCAAAUUGUACGAUCUUCUAUAUCCAGAAAAAGAUCCAUUGCCUGUUCCAGAUCUUUCACAUUCGAUAUGCACUCACCAAAUGGCUUUAGUAUCCAUUUGGUUACAUCUUUUAAAAAAAAUUCAUUCUGAUCAUUCAAACUUUCAUAGACUGAUACCUCAUAAUUUGAAAACACAUCACGAAUUUCUUCAACAUAUGGCUGUGCAAAACACUUCUCUAUGUAUGGGAUCGGAUUAUAGAAUUGCUUUACUUUGCAAUGCAUAUUCUACAAGUACUGAAUUAUUUACUCGGCCAAUGGCUGUUCUAGUUGAAUCUAUUUUAGGGACCCAAAAGAAUCAACAACAACAACCCUUGCAAGGAUUACAAAAUAAUACAUCUCAGUCAAAUAGUCCAACUGCUCCAUUACCAAUGUCCAUUCUCGAUUCCUUGACCAUACAUGUUAAAAUGAGUUUGAUACACAGUAUUGUCACACAUGUAGCAAAAUCUGCUUCGACAAAGAGUAACCUACCAUUGCCACCAGCAUUAGUUGAAACAUACAGCAGAUUAUUAGUAUAUACAGAGAUUGAGAGUAUUGGCAUUAAAAAAUUUAUAAGCCAUUUAUUACCUACAGUUUUCAAAGCUCAUGCCUGGGGCAUACUUUAUACACUUUUAGAUAUGUUUAGUUAUAGAAUGCACCAUAUUCAACCUACGUACAGAGUACAAAUUUUAAGUCAUCUUCACAGUCUUGCUGCUGUGCCCCAAACUAAUCAAACACAACUACAUCUGUGUGUGGAGAGUACCGCUUUACGUUUAAUAACAGGUCUUGGCUCUGCAGAAGUUCAGCCACAUCUUUCGAGGUUCUUGUCAGAGCCGAAAACUCUUGUUUCCGCUGACUCGGAAGAACUUAACAGAGCAUUGGUGCUUACACUCGCCAGAUCUAUGCACAUUACAGGCACUGGUGGUGACACAGUAAGUGGUACAUGGUGUAAAGAUUUGCUUAAUACAAUUAUGCAGAAUACGCCACAUUCGUGGGCUGAUCAUACGCUUCAGUGCUUUCCACCAAUUUUAAGUGAAUUUUUCCAACAAAAUAGUAUUCCAAAAGAAGAAAAGCAACAAAUAAAGAAAGCCGUUGAAGAAGAGUAUAGAAAUUGGGCUUCCAUGAGUAACGAAAAUGAUAUAAUUGCCCAUUUUUCCGUCCCAAAUACUCCCCCCUUAUUCCUCUGUCUUUUAUGGAAAAUGAUUCUCGAAACAGAUCGAAUUAAUCCAAUAGUUUAUAAAAUAUUAGAAAGAAUUGGAGCUAGAGCUUUGUCAGCUCAUCUUAGAAAAUUUUGUGAUUACAUUGUUUUUGAAGUCUCGAGUAUUGCCUGUGAUGGAUCAUAUGUUAAUAAAAGCGUGGAUGCCAUUAAUGACAUGAUAUGGAAAUACAAUAUUGUUACAUUUGACAGAUUGGUAUUAUGCCUAGCAUUAAGGACAUUAGAGGGUAAUGAAGCUCAAGUUUGUUUUUUUAUUAUUCAAUUGUUAUUAUUGAAAGCCGCAGAGUUCCGCAAUAGAGUAUUAGAAUUUGUAAAGGAGAAUUCUCCAGAUCAUUGGAAGCAAUCCAAUUGGCACGAGAAACAUUUAGCUUUUCAUCGAAAAUUCCCGGAAAAAUUUGCUCCAGAAGGAAUAAUGGAACAAUCUUCUGGCAGUCCAAAUCAGUAUCAAAGCUUUCCGGCUUAUUUUGGAAAUGUAUGCCUACGAUUUUUACCAGUUUUUGACAUUGUCUUGCAUCGCUAUUUAGAAAUACCUCAAGUAACAAAAAGUUUAGAAGUCCUUCUAGAGCACUUAGGAUGUUUAUACAGAUUUCAUGAUCGGCCAGUUACAUAUUUAUACAAUACUCUUCAUUAUUAUGAGAGGAAAUUGAGGGAUAAGCAGCCAUUAAAGCGACGUCUUGUAACAGCAAUAUUGGGCUCAUUAAGAGAAAUUAGGGCUCCUGGUUGGGCUUUGUCCGAAGCUUACCAAAGAUAUAUGUCUCGACCCAAUGAUGACGGGUAUUGGCAGCCCGAAUUAGAUUAUUAUGUUCGUUUAGUUCAGCGACUAGUAGAAACAAUUUCCGGAAGAGCACAAUUUCCAUCUACUGAUUGGAGAUUCAAUGAAUUUCCAAAUCCAACUGCUCAUACCUUAUAUGUCACUUGCGUUGAAUUAAUGGCAUUGCCAGUAGCUCCGAAUGUAGUGGCAAAUAAUUUACUCGAUGUAGUAGCCAAAGGAUAUACAAUUAUUCCAUCGGAUGAAAUUCAUGUUUGGAUUAAUUGCAUAGGCAUAAUAAUGACAUCAUUACCUGAAUGCUAUUGGUCCACUUUACAUGACCGUUUGGUUGAAACGAUAACGAGUCCUGGCUUAACUAAAUGGCAAUACGACAAUUUAUCUCCAUUUCAAUUGUUUAAUUUCAAUUUAACUCACAAUAGUUUUCUUGAAAACAAAUAUAGCUAUAUGUUAGCCUUAGCUCAUUCAAUUUGGCAUCAUGCUGGAGUCGGACAAAUUGUUACCAUGGCUCAAUUUAUAAAAGAGAAAUUGCAACCUGUCGUUAAUAAUGAAGAUCAAUUGAUUUUCGCCUGCCACUUAAUUGGACCAACAUUAACGCGAUUCAAUAUUGAAAGACCUAAAUGUGUUUCUGAUCUAACAGUCAUUUUAUAUGAAACCUUAGAACAAGUCAAUCGUGCACAGACACAUCUAAAGCAAAUGGAUCCCGUUUGCGACUUAUUUUAUCAUAUCAAAUACAUGUUUGUCGGCGAUACCAUGAAAAACGAGGUCGACUGCAUAAUACGAAGACUGCGACCAGCGCUGCAAAUGAGGCUUAGAUUUAUUGCCCAUUUAAGCAUCGAGGAGAUACAAUCUUCUUGAAAGUUAGACUCUGUCAUCGCGGUCACUAAUAAUAUUCUAGCCAGUGCAUCGAAGGUACAAAUUCAAGCCAGCGGUGCAUCAGUUUGAUCGUAUUUACUUGCCCAUUUUCAUUAUGCAUGAAUUAUUAUCAGAAAACAGGUCAGUAAUGGUGUAUUUAUUACAUCGUAUUCAAUCCCCAAACCAAUGUUGUUAAUUCAUUGGUGAAAGUGAAAAUUUUUUUUUUUUUUUAAAUUGCCUAUAUUGCAAUAAGAGGUUUAAAACGCCCAUAGAUUUUAACUGUGUUAAUUUCAAUUAUGCACGCAGUCCCAAAAUAAGACCAUAAAUAUUCAAUGAA
Messenger RNA from Ceratosolen solmsi marchali, 4501 nucleotides. RefSeq names its product mediator of RNA polymerase II transcription subunit 23-like. Lineage: Eukaryota; Metazoa; Arthropoda; Insecta; Hymenoptera; Agaonidae. The transcript is spliced from 21 exons. The record is from RefSeq and is a predicted model, not a curated record. Gene Ontology annotation, cellular component: mediator complex; transcription regulator complex. Gene Ontology annotation, biological process: regulation of transcription by RNA polymerase II; positive regulation of gene expression. Bases 103 to 4167 code for a protein of 1354 amino acids.